Molecule: messenger RNA, 1854 nt
Organism: Indicator indicator
Lineage: Eukaryota; Metazoa; Chordata; Aves; Piciformes; Indicatoridae
Gene: ARID3A
Product: AT-rich interaction domain 3A
Exons: 8
Coding region: 1-1854 (617 amino acids)
Biological process (GO): regulation of transcription by RNA polymerase II
Cellular component (GO): nucleus
Molecular function (GO): DNA binding
Source: RefSeq, a predicted model, not a curated record
AUGAAGCUGCAGGCGGUGAUGGAGAACCUGCAGCGGCAGCAGCGCGCGCGGCUGCAGCAGGCGCUGGAAGCGCGGCAGCAGGAGCAGCAGCAACGCUCCACGACACCCCCAGCACAACCCCCUCCAGCCUCGGGGCAACCCCCCACCAGCACCCCGGCACGGGGCCGCGGGCAGGAUCCAGCCCCUGUGCCCUCAGAGGAAGGAGCAGAGCCUGAGAGCGCGCACAUCCAGCGGGCACAGAUGGCUGCCCUGGCUGCCAUGCGGGCAGCGGCUGCCGGCCUCAGCCACUCGUCCAGCCCGGGGCUGUCAGAUGAGAGCCAGGCAUCUGAGGAAGAGGAGGAGCAUGGGGAGGAUGAAGAGGAGGAUGGUGGAUACCAGCAGGAGAUGGGCUCUGAGGAAGAGGAGGAACUGAAAGGCAAGUGGGAUGAAGACGACUUUGAAGAGGACAUGGGUGAGGAGGAGGAAGAAGAGGAAGAGGAGGAGGAGGAGGAAGAGGAAGACUACGAGGAGGAGGAAGAAAUGGGAGAGGAAGGUCUGAGCUCGGCAGAGGCGGUGCGGGCAGGCGCGGGAUCCCUGCUGCUCCGCAAGCCCCCAGCACCCCAGCACUACCGGGGCGAGCCCCAGAGGCUGCCAGGGGGGCAGGAGCGGCUGCCCUCUGGACUGGGCCACGCACAGCCCCCGCCCCCACCGCCUGACCACGGCGACUGGACCUACGAGGAGCAGUUCAAGCAACUUUAUGAGCUGGAUGGUGACCCCAGGAGGAAGGAGUUCCUGGACGACCUCUUCAGCUUCAUGCAGAAGCGAGGGACCCCUGUCAACAGGAUCCCCAUCAUGGCCAAGCAGGUGCUGGACCUCUACAUGCUGUACACGCUGGUGACAGAGAAGGGUGGCCUGGUGGAAGUCAUCAACAAGAAGCUGUGGCGGGAGAUCACCAAGGGGCUGAACCUGCCCACCUCCAUCACCAGUGCUGCCUUCACCCUGCGCACACAGUACAUGAAGUACCUGUACCCCUACGAAUGUGAGAAGCGAGGGCUGAGCAACCCCAACGAGCUGCAAGCAGCCAUCGACAGCAACCGCCGGGAGGGUCGCCGGCAGGGCUUUGGCAGCUCCCUCUUCACCUACUCACCUGGUGGCACCCAUGGCCUCCUCUCCUCCCCCAAGCUGCCAGUACCAGCGCUGGGGCUGGCCUCGGCCACCAACGGUGGCUCCAUCGCUCCCGUCCAGAAGAUCAAGAAAGAGGAGGACUCUGCCAUCCCCAUCUCCAUGCCCAGCCGGCUCCCAGUCUCCCUGGCCGGCCACCCUGUGGUGGCAGCCCAGGCGGCAGCGGUGCAGGUGGCAGCAGCUGCCCAAGCUGCAGCCCUGGAGCAGCUGAGGGAGAAGCUGGAGUCAGGGGAGCCCCCGGAGAAGAAGAUGGCACUGGUGACAGAUGAGCAGCAGCGGCUGAUGCAGAGGGCACUGCAGCAGAACCUCCUGGCCAUGACGGCCCAGCUGCCCAUGAGCAUCCGCAUCAACAGCCAGGGCACCCGCUCGCCAGAGAACCGCCAGGACUCAGCCAGCAGCCUGAGCAGCAACGGCACCAACAGCAUCAGCAUGUCAGUUGAGAUCAAUGGUAUCGUGUACACAGGUGUGCUGUUUGCCCAGACGCCAGGCCCUUCCUCCUCAUCUUCCUCCUCCUCCUCCUCACUGCCCUCCUACGGCAAAGGCAAUGGAGGCAGCAGCAGCAGCCGGAGCAGCGGUGCUGGCGGCGCUGGCAGUGGGGUGGGCAGCGCUGGCAGUGCUGGCAGUGUGCCCCCCACAGCACCAGCCAGCCUGGCUGUGCCCCCCAGCUCUACCUCCAACAACGCUUCGCCUUAA